Aphanomyces astaci is the source of this 561-nucleotide messenger RNA. RefSeq lists its product as hypothetical. Lineage: Eukaryota; Oomycota; Saprolegniomycetes; Saprolegniales; Verrucalvaceae. The coding region runs from base 1 to 561 and encodes 186 amino acids. The transcript is spliced from 2 exons. The record is from RefSeq and is a predicted model, not a curated record.
AUGACUGAGACACAGCCUCGAGCACCCAGAACGUACAUCGGAUGGACGGAGGACCUCGAGGUAGAGCUUCUUCGUGAAGUGUCGCGCAUCGAACCAUUCGCCGCUGACCACGGUGAUCUGCUGCAACGCUGGAAGCUGGUUGAAAGUGGCCUGAGUGAUCACGAGCCCAAGCUCAACUACCGUGGUGCUCGUGAGCAUGUCGACGCGAUGCUCAAGGAAUUCAAGCAAGAAGACAAGGUCCAACAACUUUUAAGUGGAACCGAUGAGGAUGUUACCGAGAAGGUUCAGCUACUGCAGGACCUCGUAAUGCGUAUGGAUGAAGUGGCCUCAUCGAAGAAACGAAAGCGGCUCAAGGAGAGUGAGAAGACGGAGGUGCUUGAGAGUACCGGUGACAAGCUCUGUCGUGAAUCCGAAAUCCGUGUAGCGAAGAAAGAGGUCGAAGACGUUGUCGUCGUCACGAUUAAGCAGCGACACGAGGAUGACCACAAGUACCGAAUGGAGCGGCUGAAAUUCGACAACGAGGAGCAGCGCCUGCGCCGCUUACAGAGUACCCAACUAUAA